This is a messenger RNA of Fomitopsis serialis, 1891 nucleotides long. Its product is annotated as G-protein alpha subunit. Gene Ontology annotation, biological process: adenylate cyclase-activating G protein-coupled receptor signaling pathway. Bases 143 to 1675 code for a protein of 510 amino acids. Gene Ontology annotation, cellular component: heterotrimeric G-protein complex. The record is from RefSeq and is a predicted model, not a curated record. Lineage: Eukaryota; Fungi; Basidiomycota; Agaricomycetes; Polyporales; Fomitopsidaceae. The transcript is spliced from 10 exons. Gene Ontology annotation, molecular function: guanyl nucleotide binding; GTPase activity; G protein-coupled receptor binding.
UUCUAACAUACAUCACGUCGAUGGGCGGCCGUCACUCCAGCCAGCCUAAAAGAGGGCGGGCAUCACCUGCCAUCUCCCACUGUCUGCCCUCUCGCUGCCACCACCACCACCCUCGUCGCCGUCGCCGUCGCCAGCAUCGGCCAUGAUCUCCACAUCGAGGCCCCCCUCCCUGCAAAGUGUAGCUACGGAGGAUCCCCUCUCUGCCAUCAUGCGUCCCCCGCCGGCGGAGUCCUCCGAGAACCGCCUGGCGCGUCUCCAGCGCGAGGCCAACGCGAAGAAGAUCAGCGACAGCAUCGACGAGGCCAUCAAGCAGGACAGGGAGCGGUUGAAGAAGCGCAAGGAGGAUGUCAAGCUUCUCCUUCUCGGUCAGGCCGAGUCAGGCAAAUCCACGCUCCAGAAGCAGUUCCAACUCAUAUACAACCCGGCAUCUCUCGACGAAGAGCGACUCUCAUGGCGAGUCGUAAUCCAAUAUAACAUCGCGCUCGACUUGUAUGCCGAGGGAGACUCGGAUGAUGACGUCGCGGAGAAGAUGAACCUUGCCUACGGCACGCCGGAGAUCCGCAUCAGGAAUGCCGACAAGAGCGAGAAACUGGGAAGAAACGCGGACGCGAGUGCGAGCCGGGAGACCCUGCAACCGUCCCGUCCCGUCCCGUCCAUGGAUCAGCAGCUAGCAACUCUCCGGCUUCGCCUGUCACCGCUUGUCCAACUCGAGUCGCAGCUCGCUGACCGCUUAGGCGGCGUAUCGGUGUCUGGCUCCGGCAAAGGCAGCGUGAUGGUGCGCUCGGGUUGGCAAGCACGAACCUUCGGUCUCACAUUCGGCAAGGCAAGAGAACGGACUAGCAGCUCGAGGGGUCGCUUUAGCUUCACGGGCCAACGCAGCGCGCUCGAGAACGCCCCGAUCGAGCGAAAGAGUAUGGAUGUGGACGGCUCGGAGUACCCGGUAGUGGAGAAGGACAAGCUCGUGGAAGAGGUUGCAAUGGUUCUCAACUCAUGUAAGGACGACGUCCGGGAACUGUGGCGACAUCCCGCCGUGAAGCGGCUGCGAGAGAACCGGAAACUGCGGCUAGAAGAGUGGGCUGAAUACUUUAUGGAUAACAUCGCUCGCGUCUCCUCACCAGGAUACAUCCCCAUAACCGAUGACAUCCUUCACGCGCGAAUACAGACCAUGGGAGUCGCAGAGCACAUCUUUGACGUGCCGCUCCAUGGCCGCAAUGGACAGAGACACACAUGGGUCCCGUACUUCGAUGACGCCACCGCUAUUAUUUUCCUGGCGCCGGUCAGCGCAUUCGAUCAGUACCUGAGCGAGGACCCCCGGACAAACCGUAUAGACGACUCAUUGCAGCUCUUCAAACAGAUAUGCUCAAAUCCGCUGCUCAAACAAGCACAUCUGGUUCUCUUUCUUAAUAAGGCGGAUGUCCUUGCUGAGAAGCUUGCCCGGGGGGUCAGAGUUAAGAAAUACAUCACGUCCUACGGCGACCGGCCAAAUGAGGUCGACGCGGUUGUAUCAUACUUCAAGGCACACUUCACACAAGUGCAUACACGUAACAACGAGGGCAAGCGUGUGCUCUAUACCCACCUAACAAGCGUCGUGGACACGAAGGCGAUGCAGAGCAUCAUCUCCAAUGUGCGCGACUCGAUAUUCCGCGAUUACCUCAAGUCCGCUGCGCUCGUGUAAUCCCGGCUCCGCCCUCUCCCUGCAUUCAACCCUGUAUCCACCGCACAAACACACUGUGGCAUACCCGCCAAGCCACUUAUCCACGCUUCCCGCCUAUCUUAUCGCCUUCCCCUUCGCCGCCAUGUUGUUUUCGUACUCUGAUUCUUUUCCACUGUCCUGCUCCGUCAUAACUGUUAGCGUCUCGUUGUAAUUUUCUCUUCUCGGUGCCAUACAAGC